Messenger RNA from Tribolium madens (black flour beetle), 1338 nucleotides. It is a transcript of the gene pll, whose product is annotated as serine/threonine-protein kinase pelle. Gene Ontology annotation, cellular component: plasma membrane. The transcript is spliced from 3 exons. Lineage: Eukaryota; Metazoa; Arthropoda; Insecta; Coleoptera; Tenebrionidae. Gene Ontology annotation, molecular function: protein binding; ATP binding; protein kinase activity. The coding region runs from base 85 to 1338 and encodes 417 amino acids. The record is from RefSeq and is a predicted model, not a curated record. Gene Ontology annotation, biological process: signal transduction; protein phosphorylation.
UAUGAUUGGUAGCAGUGCUGUUGAAUUGUCAAAUCUGACUGACAUAACCCAACUUUUUUGUGUUUUUUUUUUAAUUAAUUUAAAAUGUUUAUUUACGAUAUGCCGUUUUUGGAACGCAAAACACUGUGUAAUAUUUUGGACCGGAAUAAUAGUUUUGAGGAAUUGGCCGCUGUUCACAUGCAAUUUGAUUCUGAAACUGUUCAAAGAGUUGGUCGCGAAUUUCUUCGAAGUAUGUCCCCCAGUGACAAACUCCUCGAUUUGUGGAGCCACCACAACCACACUGUCCUUGAACUGUUUAUUCUUUUAUAUCGAAUGAAACACUAUCAAGCUAUGACAAUUCUUAAACCCCUUAUUGACCCAAAAUAUCACCAUUUGAUCAAAAAUGAGCCAACUGAAAAAAUACUCAAUGCCCCAAUUCACAGUUGUGAAAAUAACGAAACAAAACCUCAAAAACCCUCAUGUGAAACGGUGGGGGCUAUACCUCAAAUCCCCUACGAUGAUUUAAGACAAUCAACGAAUGAUUGGAACCCCGGCGCGAUUUUGGGUCGUGGGGGCUUUGGGACGGUCUUUAAAGGCGUCUGGAAGUGCACCCAAGUGGCUAUUAAACGAAUUGAGAAAAAGGAUGACAAUCCUGAGCAAAUUUUUCAGUCCUACACUGAAUUACACUGUUUGAAUGCCUACAGACACGACAAUAUUUUACCCCUUUAUGGGUAUAGUAUAGACGGGCCUCAACACUGUCUCGUUUACCAAUACAUGUCAGGGGGUUCCCUGGAGCACCGUCUUCACAUCCGGGAACCUUCACGUGUCCUCUCAUGGCCGACUCGACUCGCAAUCGCGAUUGGUACCGCACGUGGGCUUCAAUUUCUUCACACAAUUCGUGAUAAACCUCUCAUUCACGGUGAUAUUAAAUCGGCUAAUAUUCUUCUCGAUUUGAAUGAAAUUCCCCGAAUUGGUGACUUUGGGUUGGCUCGUGAAGGCCCCCAAACUGACUAUAUUAAAGUCAGUAGGAUUCAUGGUACAAGACCUUACCUUCCUGAUGAAUUUAUGAAAUAUAAAAAAUUCUCGACGAAAGUUGAUACUUAUAGUUUUGGGGUUGUUUUAUUCGAGUUGGCGACAGCAGGGGCUGCCUAUUCGACUAAAAGAGAGAAUAAGUUUUUAAGGGAUCAUGUGGUUUAUUGGGACAAGGAUGUGUUACAAUUGAAAGAUCCAAGAGCUGAAGGAGGGGAGGAUUGUUUUAGGGGGCUGUUGGAGAUUGGGAAGGGGUGUGUGAGAACGGGGGCGAAAGACAGGCCAGAAAUGGUCACGGUUUUACUACAAUUAGAGGCUGUGAAACAAUAA